GAGUCUCUGAGAGGUUCUGGAGGCUGAAAUGACCAAAUGUAGGCAUGAACGUCUUCACUCUGAUCGGUUUAAAUCUGCUCCGUUGUCAUGACGACCGCAGCAGCAGCAGGAGAUAAGUGAUUUGACAGAUGUUAGCUGCUAACUGAGGCUAACAGGGACUCAUCUUUACUGCUUUACUGGUUGUUAUGGCAACAGUAACACAAAGAUACUGUAGAUACAGUUAAUAUAACACCACUAAGGCCCAUUGAAUACUUUCAUUUUGCUGCUACUACUUUAAUACUUCUACUGAAGUAACAUUAUGAAUUCAGGACUUUUACAUUCAUGAGUAAAAUAUUUUUCUUCCGCCCUCACACACUCUGCUGUCCUUUGACCCAAACAAAGAUGGCGGCUAGACAUGAAGGAUGUUUCCUCGUCUUGUUGCUGUUUCUGGCUCAAAGAGCAGAGUUGAAGUUUGUCUUUACCUGCUGCUGAAACACACAGAAGAUCACCUGAGCAGGUUCAGCGUUGUUGUCUAAAGAAAACCAGAUCUGUGUGCGAUAGACCAGCAGCUCUGUCAGGAUGAGAACUCGCUGCUGAGUUUCGAGGCGAUCUGCAGCAUCCACAAACUGAUGGACGACGACGCCGACGGCACGGUGGACACGACGGAGACGGACGAGUUCCUCAGAGAGGAUCUGAAGUAUCACGACCCCAAAGCCAAACACAGCAGCUUCCACCGAGCCGACCUGCACAUCAGCGUGGAGGACAUGUGGAACGCCUGGAAGAGCUCCGAAGUGUAUAACUGGACGGAGCAGCAGGUGGAGGACUGGCUGCUGCGUGUGGAGCUUCCUCAGUACACAGAAACCUUCAGGAAACACCAGCUGGACGGCAAAUCUUUACCCAGGCUGGCGGUGAAGAACACCACGCUGAUGCUCACGGUGCUGAAGAUUUUAGACAGAAGUCACGCACAGAAACUGCAGCUCAAAGCCCUCGACACCGUGCUGUUUGGACCGCCGCCAGGCCGACAGAAGUGGUGGAAGGAUCUGGUUCUGGGCGUGUCCAUCCUGAUGGCGUUGGGCGGCUGCUGGUUCGCUUACGUCCAGAACAGGAAGUCCAGAGACAACCUGGGGAAGCUGGUGAAGGACCUGGAGGGUCUGCAGAGAGCCGAGCAGAGUCUGCUGGACCUGCAGGAGAAGCUGCAGCAGGCUCAGGAGGAGCAGCGCUGCGUUCAGGUGGAGAAGGUGAAGGUGGAGGAAGAGCUGAGGAGCGAGAUCAGCUCGGCCAAACAGGAAGCUCAGCGGCUCCGCGAGCUCCGAGAGGGAACCGAGAACGAGAGGAGCCGGCAGAAAUACGCCGAGGAGGAGCUGGACCAGGUGCGUAUGGCGCUGAAGAAGGCGGAGAGGGAGCUGGAGUCUCGGGCUCGCUGGGCUCCGCCGGAGGCUCUGCAGACGUGGCUGCAGCUGACGCACGAGAUCGAAGUCCAGUACUACAACAUCAAGAAACAGAGCGCAGAGAGGCAGCUGCUGCAGGCCAGAGAGGGGGCAGAGAAGAUCAAGAAGAAGAGGAGUUCUCUGUUCGGGACGUUCCACGUGGCUCACAGCUCCUCGCUGGACGACGUCGACCACAAGAUCCUCUCAGCCAAACAGGCCCUGGGCGAGGUGACGGCCGCCCUGCGAGAGAAGCUCCACCGCUGGCAGCAGAUCGAGUGUCUGACGGGCUUCUGUCUGGUCAACAACCCGGGUCUGGGGGCUCUGGCCACCGCCCUCAACCUGGACCCGUCCUUCCUGGGCCUGCGACCUCCGACCCCGCAGCACCUCCUCCUCUCCGACGACCUCGACGACAUGGAUGAGGACAUCCUGUCUCCCGGGACGCUGCAGUACGCUGCGUGGCAGAUGGACCGGCGAGUGAGCGACCUCUGGCCUCUGAGUGGCAUCGUAGACACCCAAUCACCAUGGAAACACUCGGCUCAGAGUCUGAUGCCCCUGCGACAGAGGAUGGGAGACCCCGCUCUGAACUUCAGCUCUCAGAGGGACAUUAUGAACCGCUCAGACUCUGACUCCUCCCUCCCUCUCCCUCACGGCGAAUCGCGAAGCCUGCACAGCUCCAAGCCCCUCCUCCUGUCGUCCAGGCUCCACCCCCUGCAGGGUCAGGCCUCCGGGGUUGGAGGAGGGAUCGGAGGAGGAGGAGGAGGCGGUCUGGAGAAGAGCUCCAGCCUCGGGGAGCUGAGGGGCAGCUCCGCCGCCGCCGCCGCCCUCGCCUCCCACGGCUCCCACGGCUCCACCCGCUCCCUCUUCAUCACUUCAUCCGACGCUACCGACAGCCCGCUCAUCUUCUCGUCCUCCGCCUCGUCCAGCCCGUCAAUCAGCGCUCGGGGGACGGGCCUCCAGCUCCCCACCAGGAGGAGUCCUGUGGAGGAGGACGGCGGCGAGGAGAACGAGUCGUUGUCGUCGUCGUCCGGCGGACGCAGGAGAAACGCCUUUAAUAAGAUCUUCAAGAAGAAGCAGGGACGUCACUGAACCGGAGGAACAUUUCUGCUUUACCGACCGAUAAUCUGAAUCGUCAUGGUGAUGAACGAACAAAACGCUUCACUCUUUCACUUUUUACUCAACUUUUCUGGCAAAUUUUUUGAUAUAAACAUUAAAUCUAUAAAAGAAACGUACGAUGAGGGACGUACCUGGAACCACCCAGGAGACACGGAGGUGGACGAGUCCUACAACGAUGCAAACCAACGAAGAAGAAGAGAAGCCUGGCGCUGAUAAGAGGCUUUUACAAAGCACAAGAUCACAAAAAAAAUAAAAUUACUCCAUGUGGGCAAAUAUGAGAAUUUAUAUCUCAAACAUUCUGGAUAAAAACCUCCGAAAACCAAACUUAGAGCAUCAGAAAUCAGCAUCUGGAACAUUUACACAAACUAUUGAUGAGUCAUGUGACUUAUGGUUACAAGCUUUUUACAUAAAAAAAAAUACCAAAGACCAAAUCUAACGGUUCCUUUAGGUGCUUUUCAUCAACUCAAAGUCCAAAUUUUAAAAAGUUUUCUUCCAACAACCACACUGGAGGUAUUAAUGAGGUAUUUACAUGUAUCCAACAUCGCUCAAGUGUCCGUUAAGACCUGAAGAAUGUGGGACACGAUUGGUUAACGAGGACAUCAUGUGACCUGCACAAAUACAAUACUGUAACGACUCGCAUAAUGAACAAACAGGUAGAAUGAAACUCUGUUUAACAGUCAGAUUCAGGAGCUGAAAGGACAAAUAAAUGAAUAAAGACAUUAAAACAAAAAAACAAAGUAUUAUUUUAAAGUUUUCUACUGAAAAUUUUAAGGAACACGUUUCUCAAAAUCAGUGAUAAAAAGAUAUAAUAUUUAAUAAUGUGUCAGAUAUUAAUCUGUGGAGGUUUAUAUAACUGUUUAGUCUUUUGAACAUUAAUAAUAAUAAUAAAAAUAAAAAUAGUAUUAAGAGUUAAGAUGAAAACAACAACAUAAAAGUUAAUUAUAUGAUAAGUUUACGUCUUUACGAGUUGUUGAGAAUCACCUGAACGCACCAUUAAACAACAGGAACCAGGGGUGCAAUGGAUUCUGGGAUACCGAGGACCAAAUCAUACGGCAGUUGCAUCUCAGGAUCAUCGAGCUCUUUGACGUCUCAGCUGCUGACGAGUUGAUGAUGCAUGAUGGGAAACGUCCAUUGUUUGUCUGUUAACGCCUUUUUUUUUGUUUCAUAUGUAUAUAUCAGAGUGGAGUUUAUGAUAUUAUUAUCUGAGUUUGGGGCGUUAAGGGGCUCUGUUUCCAUGGCGAUGCAUGCUUGUUUAUUUUAUAAUAAUUGUGGGUUUUUCACACCUUUUUAUAAGUUUAAUAACAGUAAAGAGGUGACGGGAAACGAGGGAAGAGAGAGACGCUGCAGGUCACUAAACCUCCACGUCACCAUGGUAACAUCACCAUGGUAAUGUCACCAGGGUAACCCUAGAUGGUCCUCUCAUGUAAACAACGUGUUGUAAACAGCUGCAGUACAACAAGUCCUGUUCAGUCUUCACCAAAGAACCUUAACAUAUAAACCAGUAAAGUUUGUUAUUGUGUUUACUGGAAAUGAUUUAUGAUGGAAAACGUUUUUUUGGGGUUUGUUAAAUGACCUUUCUUUUUUUUUUUUUUUGGUACUGUACUUUUGCAUCACAACAUUGUACUGAAAAUCCACCUUCCAACACCUCCAGGUCUGAUUUACGUUGUAUCUUGUUCUGUAGUGAGACGGUUUACGUAAAUGUCGGACUGGCCCUUUAAAGAGUUUGUUCACUAAAACCACAAAAACGUAUUUUCCUGAACUUGUUUCCUUUCAUGGCUGUUGUUCUGCGUUGGAGGCAGAACAGUGAAAACCUGGAGAGAUUCCACCAGAGGGAAGAGAGGAAAUAGCUUGUUUUGUAAAUUGGGUGAACUGACCCUUUAAUGCUCAUCAAUAAACACAGAAUCAACAGCGGUUUGUUCACAUGUGAGGAAAAUCCAGUGUGACGCUGCCGUUCACCGUCAUCCAAACACAACCUGAGUAUAUUCAGUGUUGGACGUCGGCCUGUAGAGGAAGUGUCAGGUUCUAACGUGAGGUGUGAAAGUACGAAUGUAAACAGAGGUCAGUGAUGAAUCAGCUGAUGUGUGUCGGAGGCAGGAUGUGAAGUUUAAAAUCGAGUUAACUUUAUUUACUCUGAACAAAGACGAGAGUCACGGUGUGUUUAUUUAAAGAAAGCAGCUGUCAGUGAGAGCAGCUGUGCGAGGACUUCAUUACCCAGAAAUCCCGUCACAUGAUGCUAAUCUAAACAUCGUCUACUUACACUGAGGUCAUGUUGCACCAGAGACGCGAGCUCUUGUUGGUACAAGAAAACAUUGAAUUUAUUGGAACAUUAUUCAAAAUCUGUUUAUUUAUGAAUCAACGGCAAUAAACAAACUAUUGAAGAAUAUAAUAAACUGUUUGUCUUUGGUUGAUUGUGCUGUUUCUUCUUCUCUGCUGGAUUUAUCCUGCAGAAACAUCUGUUUAAUGUUUUAGAAACAAAUGGAGUCAUGAAUAUAAUAUAAUCAGGUAUCGUUUUUAUUUUAUUAAUUCUGUAAUUUACGAUGCUCUCAAACUGCUCAAUCUGUGCUUCUGAAUUAAUAAUUCAGACUUUUAAAUUAAUAAUUUGUGCUCUUGAAUGAGUAAAUUGUGCUUUAGAAAGAAUCAUUUGUGCUUUGGAAUAAAUAACUUGUAUUUUAAUAAUAAUAAUGAAUAACUCAAAUGACUAAUUUCAUGCUCUCAGCUUUUACAACAUAAUUCUUGCUCUCCAAUUAAUAAAUCUUGCUCUUGAAUUAAUAACUUGCUCUCAGACGACUUCAUUCAUGCUUUCUAAUCACUUAAUUUGUGCUCUCGACUUGAAUGAUUUGAUCUUAAUAAAUGAUUUAAUGACUUAAUUUGUAAUCCUGAAUGACAUAAUUCAUGCUAAUUAAUAAACCGACUCAAAUUAUUAACUUGUGCUUUAGAAUUAAUUGUACUUUCGUAAUAAUAGUUUGUGCUUUCAAAUGACUUAAAUGUUCCCUCAAAAACACAGAACUCUAAUUAGUAAACAAUGCUCUUAAAUUAUUAACUAGCGCUCUGACUCAGACUUUCAAAUGAAUAACUUGUAUUAUUGAAUGACGUCUUUUAAACUUUCUAAUUUAGUUUGUGCUCUAAAGUGAUUUAAUCUGCUCUCACAGCUGGAUCUCGUUUCCUGUUCAGGCCUUUUGAGAUGUGAAAGUCGCUCUAGUGAGACUGGAAACUUGUGACCAGGGGUCAAAGGUUAAUAAUGUUAGGGACUCGUGUAUCUGCCUGCUGAAACUCUUAAAACUCUACUUUUUAGUGACUUUUAUCAGUUUUUGAUAUCUAUGAGUUUUGAUGUGCAGCUCUUUUUUUAGUCCCUGAAUGUCAUUUUUAUAUUUAGACAUCAAAGAGUUGAAAAGCGUCUUCUUGUUCUGUCUCUGUGGCGUCUGUCAUGAUCUCUCAGCUCAGUCUGAUCAAGCUGAAUAUUGACAAAAGCCCCUCAUUAAGAGCUCAGCUGUUGACUUAGACUAUAUAGGCGGUGCGUUCAAUGACCCGUCAGCUGCUCGGGAAACCUGUCAGAAAGAGGCUGAACUGGAACCAGCAGGUGGCAGCACUGAGUUGCUGGGAAACAACAGCAGACUGAAGUGAAGCAACGUUCAGGCUUCAU
This is a messenger RNA of Thunnus maccoyii (southern bluefin tuna), 6159 nucleotides long. RefSeq names its product stromal interaction molecule 1-like. The transcript has 13 exons. Lineage: Eukaryota; Metazoa; Chordata; Actinopteri; Scombriformes; Scombridae. Bases 609 to 2492 code for a protein of 627 amino acids. The record is from RefSeq and is a predicted model, not a curated record. Gene Ontology annotation, biological process: activation of store-operated calcium channel activity; store-operated calcium entry; intracellular calcium ion homeostasis. Gene Ontology annotation, molecular function: calcium ion binding; protein binding; calcium channel regulator activity. Gene Ontology annotation, cellular component: endoplasmic reticulum; plasma membrane.